UCAUAAUAGUGAAAUUACGAUUGAUCAAAACACGCAUUCCGUUUUAGAACAACUCAAUCCUGCUCAAGUCAGCUUGAACACUUUCAAACCAGCAGCUGCUGUCAUCCCGACCGACCUGUCAAAACUUCAAAGCAAACGGCUUGCCGGAACGAACGGUUUUACUUUGUAGCGCCUACUGACAAAACUUUCCUGCCAUUGUUCAGUAUCGCCUCCCCCGAAAAGAGCAGAAAUUGAUCGGAAAUGAUGGACCCCGUGCUGCAACGCCACCUGAAGGGCCAUCGGGGAAAGCUGACCGGCCUGUCGUUCAACCCGGAAGGGACGCGUUUUGUGACCAGCUCCACCGACCACUCCGCAAUCGUUUGGACCAACAACGAACAGGUACGCUGCAUGCGAUUCGAGGCACACACGGACGUUGUGAACGAUGUGUGCUGGUCCCCGGACGGUCGUAUCAUAUCGACCGUCUCCAAGGACCGAUCGGUAAAGAUUUGGGUCCCCUCGAUGUUGGGCAACAGUGACGAGUUCCGGGGCCACACGUCGAACGUGCGCUCGGUGGAUUUCGAUCCGACCGGCAAGAAGCUGCUCACCGCUUCCGACGACAAAACGGUCAAGCUGUGGAAGGUAUCCCGCAAGCAGUUUCUGUCCUCCUUCACCGGUCACACAAACUGGGUGCGGUGUGCACGGUUUUCGCCGAACGGUAAACUGAUCGCCUCCUGCGGCGAUGAUCGCACGCUGAAGCUGUUUGAUCCGGCGACCGGGCAGUGUGUGCACAGCUUCUACGAUCAGAAGGGGGCAGGCUGUAAGGUGGCCUGGCAUCCGGACAGUACCCUGGUGGCGAUCGCUCUGGACAACUGCCGAGUGAAGAUCUUCGACAUAAACAUAAGGAAAUUGAUCCAGUACUACCGCAUAUACGAUGGGCCGGUAAAUUCGCUCGAUUUCCAUCCGUCCGGCAACUAUCUCAUAACGGGCAGUGACGAUGGUGUUACCAAAAUCAUCGAUCUGCUCGAAGGCCGACAAAUAUUCACACUCACCGGCCAUCGAGGUCCCGUCACGACGGUGAAAUUUUCGAAAGAUGGGCAGCUGUUUGCGACCGGAAGUGAUGAUUGUCAUGUAAUGCUUUGGAAGGCAAAUCUGGAUAAUGACUCGGCACAAAACUCACUGUACACGCCAGAAGGCAGUAGCUUCGAGAGUACGCACCCGGCAGCCAGUGACCAGCGAAAGCUCAGCUUCAAUCGCGACGUGAGCGAAGCACAUGCCGAUGACGACGACGAAUCCGCCUACAGCUGCAACAAGGAAAACCUGCCCGAUACGAGCAUCUUUGUCGAUGCGACAAAGACGGAAAAUUUCAAAAUAUCGGACGCCGUCGAGGAAAUCAUAAUCAAACUGAAUAAACCCUCUCCCAAAAACGAUCCAUCUGAAGCGGCCGGAUUGAGUGUGAGUUUCACCGGAAAGCAGCGCCCUUCGCCGGCACGAAAUUCAGCCGUGCCGCGUCAAGUGCCCAGGUUGUCCACAUACAAUCGGGCUGAUUUCGAAGAGCACGUGAUCGUCUCGUUGAACAGUAUCUGCCGAAGGAUGGACAGUUUUCAGCGAAGAAUAUCCUUACUCGAAGACAUUCUACUCGAACGAUCGUAAACCAGA
This is a messenger RNA of Anopheles coluzzii, 1635 nucleotides long. RefSeq names its product POC1 centriolar protein homolog. The record is from RefSeq and is a predicted model, not a curated record. The transcript is spliced from 3 exons. The coding region runs from base 241 to 1629 and encodes 462 amino acids. NCBI's taxonomy places the organism in Eukaryota, Metazoa, Arthropoda, Insecta, Diptera, Culicidae. Gene Ontology annotation, molecular function: protein binding.